AUGGACCUUAUCAACGAUAGUUGGUCACCUUUGUCAGCCUUCUAUGUCAUCAAGUCCUAUUUUACCACGUUAUGGCUAUUCACCGCAGAUGACUGCUUUUCGAUUCUCAUACCAAAUGUUGUCUGCGGUUCAGUACUAGCUCUCACGGGGAUCCCCUUUAGCUCCGACUUUCUACUACUCGAAAUUCUGGGAAGAACGCAUGUAGAUGCUGCCAUCCAGGAAGAUGCGGAAAACAAGCCGUGGCGGCCAUUGCCGUCUCAGAGAAUCUCGCAGCCGCAAAGCAAGUUGCUGCAUUGUGCCCUUCGCCCCUUGUUAUUGGUUAUCAGUGCCAUGACUGGUGGAAUAGUACCCAGCGUAUGCAUUCAGAUCCUAACUUUUGCUUACAAUGAUAUGCGGUUGGGCGAUCAAUGGUAUUUUCGAAAUUGUCUCAACGCGGGCGGUUACAUAAGUUUCCUUCUCGGUGCCAUUCAAGCUGCGCUCCACAAAUUUACCCUGAAGUAUUCGAAACUCGCUUGCAUCUGGCUGAGUCUUAUUUUUUUUGCGGUGACGACUGGCAUCCACGCCAUGGAUUUGUAUGAUAUGUCCGGGGACUUGAAGCGAGGUCGACGAACUGUUCCUAUCGCCAUGGGUGAAAGAUGUGCGAGAAUCACAAUUGUCAUUUCCGUUUCUGUAGUGUCUCUCAGUGCUGCAACUACAAUUGGAGUGUCAUCUUUGAGCUCGGUACCAGUCAUUGCAACUGCAGCUGUGAUUGUGAGGAGAUUGUACAUCGCAGACGAACUCAAUGAAAGAGCACACAAAACCACAUUUAAAAUUUGGUGUUUAUGGAUUGGCCUCCUUUAUCUGCUCCCAGCGUUACACAAUCUGAGCUUCUACUUACAGAGCUCAUGCUAA
Molecule: messenger RNA, 891 nt
Organism: Talaromyces stipitatus ATCC 10500
Lineage: Eukaryota; Fungi; Ascomycota; Eurotiomycetes; Eurotiales; Trichocomaceae
Exons: 2
Coding region: 1-891 (296 amino acids)
Cellular component (GO): membrane
Molecular function (GO): transferase activity, transferring alkyl or aryl (other than methyl) groups
Source: RefSeq, a predicted model, not a curated record